GCACGCGCGCACACGCACACACGGUGAGUAGAAAAGCCGCUUGCAUGCGCGCCCACGCCUCAGACAGCUCCUGGCAGGUCACGCACGGACACGCGCGGCAUGCGAGCAAGCGGAAAGGCGGCAAAUCAACACAACAGACAUGACGAGGUCAGUGCGGGACGAGCAGACUUUCGGCGACGCUGAAGACCAGCAGGAGCAGCGUAGCCCCACCGCAGGUGGAGGGGCGGAGGAUGAUGAGGAAGAUGAGGAGCAUCACAUGAUGGAGGACGAUGAGGAGGAGGAGGAAGAGGAGGAGGAAGAGGAGGACGAGGACGGGGAGAACAAACCUAAGAGACGAGGGCCGAAGAAGAAGAAGAUGACGAAGGCUCGGCAGCAGAGGUUCAAGGUGCGCCGCAUGAAGGCCAACGCCCGCGAGAGGAACCGCAUGCACGGUCUCAACGACGCCCUGGAGAGUCUACGCAAGGUUGUUCCCUGCUACUCCAAAAGCCAAAAACUGUCCAAGAUCGAGACCCUGCGUCUGGCCAAGAACUACAUCUGGGCCCUCAGCGAGGUCCUGCGCUCCGGCAAAGCCCCCGACCUCAUGGCCUUUGUCCAGGCACUCUGCAAAGGUCUGUCCCAGCCGACCACCAACCUGGUGGCGGGCUGCUUGCAGCUGAACCCUCGCACCUUCCUGCCCGAGCAGACGCCCGACCUGCCCUCCCACCUUCCCCCACCGGGGUGCGCCGCCUACUUCUCCUACCAGAGCCCUGGGCUGACACCGGGCCUGCCCAGCCCCCCUUACGGCACCAUGGACCCCUCCCACAUCUUCCACCAGGUGAAAGGUCAACCCUAUGGCCCAAUGGAGCCCUUCUUUGACGGCGUCCUGGUAUCGGACAGCCCGCCUUUCGACCCGCCCCUCAGCCCGCCCCUCAGCAUCAACGGGAACUUCUCGUCCUCCUUCAAACACGAGGCGGCGUCGGAAUACGACAAGAGCUUCUCCUUCGGCGUACACUACGGCGGAGGGGCCCUCUACGGGGGAGGAGGGUCCAAUCCGCGGUGUGGGGACCUGCAGGUGGACGGCCUGAUGGGAUUUGAGGGACACCCACACCACGAGCGGCUGAUGGGCGCCCCCCCGCUCAACGCCAUUUUCCACGAGUCGUGAGGAUGCCGGAGGAGAGGCGGCCAUCUUGUUUCUCUUUCAGUCCGUAAUGACGUCGCCUCGUGUGUAGCACUUCUGAAUGUCCUCGUGUUCUCCGUUUCGCCAAUCAUCGAGCAAUAACGUGCAGCAAACUAUGCAAUUUGUUCCCGGGGGAGGAGGUUCCAAACGCGGAAAGUCUAUUUUUGAGCGAUCAUCUUGUCUCCAUUUUUCUAAUGUUCUCUCAUGUCCUAGCCUGUCUUCACUUUUCAUGUCCAUACUUUCUAGAUGUUUAUAAAUGACUUUUAUUAAAGGGAACUCCGUGUCCAUGCCAACAUGA
Molecule: messenger RNA, 1454 nt
Organism: Entelurus aequoreus (snake pipefish)
Lineage: Eukaryota; Metazoa; Chordata; Actinopteri; Syngnathiformes; Syngnathidae
Gene: neurod1
Product: neuronal differentiation 1
Exons: 4
Coding region: 140-1141 (333 amino acids)
Biological process (GO): regulation of DNA-templated transcription; nervous system development
Molecular function (GO): protein dimerization activity
Source: RefSeq, a predicted model, not a curated record